AACUAGACUUACCCUUGACACCUUCUGCUCCCAUUGGAAAUGAGAUGUUUCUGUUGCUCUGUGGGGGUAGGAGUCCAGGUGGCUUUAUCUCUACCUAUUGUCAAGGUUGUGUACCUCAGCUCAGAAAUAAUUAUUUCUCACAUUCUUUGGGAAAACGGGAGCGGGAAUUUACUUCUGAAUAAAGGGGAUAGCAAAAGCCAGGUUUGGUAGAAUUGGCUUUUCCCGGCUGGGUGCUUUGUUGCCUAUCAAUAAACACUGUUGAUCGACAAUACAGUGUCUGUUUAUUGCUUCAAGGUUUGAGACAAAACAGAUGGCAAUUUUGAAGUCACAUUUGGCCACCAAAAGACAGCCUCUUUGGUCUCAUCCAAUGUAAUCUCUGCCCUCUCAUUCAGACCUGCGAAUGAGGUGUGCUCAGGAGGAGAUAUUGGUGUUAACUUAACGGAUCCUAUGUUUAGAGGCAUAUACAGAGGGACUCAAAAGCAUCAAGAUGACUUCCUAGAUGUCGUUGACAGAGCAGUCAAAACUGGUAUGAAAAAGUUCAUAAUUUCUGGCGGAAGUUUGCAAGACAGUAAAGAGGGACUGCAGCUGGCACAAACAAAUGACAUGUUUUACAGUACCGUCGGCUGCCAUCCCACCCGCUGCACGGAAUUUGAUCAGAACAACCCGGACCAGUACUUAGCAGAACUACAAAGUCUAGCUGAGAAAAAUAAAGGCAAGGUUAUUGCCAUUGGGGAGUGCGGUCUGGAUUUUGACAGACUGGAAUUCUGCCCUAAAGACACCCAGCUCAAGUAUUUUGAAAAACAGUUUGAUCUGUCAGAGCAAACAAAGCUACCGAUGUUCCUGCACUGUAGAAAUGCACAUCCAGAAUUCUUAGAUAUAAUGAGGCGAAACCGAGAGAGGUGCACAGGCGGAGUGGUGCAUUCUUUCGAUGGCACUAAAGAAGCGGCGGCGGCUAUAAUCGAAUUGGACCUCUACAUAGGCAUAAAUGGUUGUUCGCUGAAAACAGAAGCCAACUUAGAAACGGUGAGGUCAAUUCCAAAUGAAAGAUUAAUGAUAGAAACAGAUGCUCCUUGGUGUGGCGUGAAGAAUACUCACGCUGGCUCGAAAUACAUAAAGACCUUAUUUCCUACCAAAAAAAAGUGGGAACCGGGACACUGCCUAAAGGACAGAAAUGAACCGUGUCACAUAAUCCAAAUACUGGAAAUUAUAGCAGCAGUACGGGAAGAAGAUCCACUUGAACUGGCCAAUACCAUGUACAACAACAGUAUUAAAAUCUUCUUUCCAGAUAUGUAAAGUGUUAUGUAUUGUUAUAAGGCCUGCUAAUUCUAUUACGUGAAAUAAAGUUUCCCAUGCAACUGA
Sphaerodactylus townsendi is the source of this 1359-nucleotide messenger RNA. It is a transcript of the gene TATDN1, whose product is annotated as TatD DNase domain containing 1. Gene Ontology annotation, molecular function: 3'-5'-DNA exonuclease activity. Lineage: Eukaryota; Metazoa; Chordata; Lepidosauria; Squamata; Sphaerodactylidae. The record is from RefSeq and is a predicted model, not a curated record. The transcript is spliced from 12 exons. Gene Ontology annotation, cellular component: cytosol. Bases 448 to 1293 code for a protein of 281 amino acids.